Protopterus annectens (West African lungfish) is the source of this 4045-nucleotide messenger RNA. RefSeq names its product P2X purinoceptor 7-like. The transcript has 5 exons. Gene Ontology annotation, cellular component: membrane. Gene Ontology annotation, biological process: monoatomic ion transport. Lineage: Eukaryota; Metazoa; Chordata; Ceratodontiformes; Protopteridae. The record is from RefSeq and is a predicted model, not a curated record. Gene Ontology annotation, molecular function: ATP binding; monoatomic ion channel activity; purinergic nucleotide receptor activity. Bases 1056 to 1982 code for a protein of 308 amino acids.
UAUGGAAAGAUUGCAAUGCUGGCAAAAUGUCUUCAUUUGCCAUUGCUCAAUGAAACUACUUAUUACCGUUUACAGCGAAGGUAUGUGGUCCCAGUUGUACAUGACUACUGGAAUGACAUGGUUGAACAGAUGUUGUCUGCUCGUGAACAAAUGAAUGUGACUAUUUUGGGUGAGUUCAGCUCUAAUUUCUUUUGUAUGUGCAAUGUAUUUCUGCUACCUUUUGUAAUUCCAGACUAAUAUGAACUGCUGUCAAUGUUACUAGGUGAUGGACGAAUGGAUAGUCCAGGCCACUGUGCACAGUACUGCACAUAUACAUGCAUGGAUGAGAACACCAAAGAGAUUUUGCUAGUGCAUGUGGUGGACAAGAGACAGACUGGCCUGAGUUCGCCAAAAAUGGAGAAAUUAGCCUUUGAAAAGUGCAUGGCCAUUCUUCAAGAACACCAUGUCAACAUAGAAGAGGUGGUGACUGAUGCACAUCCGCAGAUUGCCAAAUUGAUGAGUAAGACUUCUGUCUGUAUGAUCUCCUGUAUGAUCCCCUGUACGUGCAUUAAUUGACAACACCAUGUUCACCACAUUUACUUUCUUCACAGGGACCAGCUAUGCAUCAAUCAUGCACUCAUUCGAUAUGUGGCAUGGAGCGAAGAAUCUGUGCAAAAGAAUUAACAAGGUACAGUUAAUUACUGACUACUGAUGUUUGCAGGUUUAGUUCCCAUAUUUCUAUACACACGUUUGUUUCACACACAGGAGUGCAAAAUGCUGGCCAGUCCAGCUCUGUGCUAGCAAUAUCUGUGUGUGCAUAGAAAAUGUGUCAUCGUAUUACUGCAAGCUGGUUACUUAUUUUUUAUGGGUGAGUGGAUGCCAGCAUAAAUGACUUCCUAUAUUAAGGUUUCGGGGAAAUGUUUUACCUUUGUGUGAAUGCAUAUUAGUACUUGAUUAUAAUAAAUCAAUUUAAACUUUAAUUUUCAGUACCUUACCUUUUCCUUGUAUCCUCAUGUUUGGUUAUUUGACAGUGCAUAAACACAUGCUAAUUAGACAUAAAAUCAUGCAGAAGAAAGAUGCAAAUUAUGAUAUCACGACAAGGUUUAGUAGAGUUUGAAAGUUUAUAUUUUUUUAUCAACUUACAGGCGGGUCAACAGCGUGUCUACAGAAUUCUGUGCCAGUGGACCAAGCAAAUAGUCAAUCACUUCUGGUAUUGUUGUCAGCACUUUCACGAUAUGGAACAAUUCAUGGUGUGUAAAUGCAUAUUAAUUAGAAAAAGUAUUUCAUUUACUAUUAGCAACCACCACAGUUUAUUCUUUCUUUUUCCACAGGUGCAUUGGAGUGGUGUCUUAUACCAUGUUGUAAAUCAACAUGAGUGGGUAAUGGGAACAACUGGCGAUCAACCGAUGGCCCACUGUGAGCAUGAGUCUCUGGGGUCAGACCGUACAGCUCCAUGGUUGGAGCCUGAAUGCCCCGCGCAUCAAAAGUUAAGGGAGAUUAUUCUGGAUCCCAAAUUUGUAGAAAAAUUAAAGCAUUACUUCAGCUACAGAACAACAGCGGAUUUGGAACAGUUCCACCAACUUAUACUAAAGUAUGCAUCUAAACGACAGGCAUAUACUUUUCCAGCUUAUCGUGCUCGUAAUUUUUUAGCUGCCAUAGACCACAACAAGCACCUUCAUCGCCCCUACCAGCGUAACAAGCAUGGAAGAAUUGUGUAUCGAAGAAAGUAUAACAAGAAAAGUGAGAGAUGGACAGUCGUGCGUAAAAAAGUGGAGAAAGAGUACAGAUACUUAGUAACACUGAAGAAACUGAUUUUGCACCGCCGAAUGACCGACACGGGUAGACUUCAAGGACCAGCCAGACUUGCGCAUGAUGAUCCAAGAAACAUACAGGCCACAAUUGCUCCCUAUUCACCGCCAAGUACAAGCCAGCUGGUAGCUGAGCACUCCUCCAGAUUUCUACAGCAGUCACAAAAUUUGGAAGAGACCAUAGCCUCCGUUUAGGUGCCAGCAAAGCAGAUAAACACCACAUCGAUCCUCUGGUGCAUGUAGGCACUGGAUUUUCAACCAGUCAAAAGUUAUGUAUAUCUUAUUUUCUCCAAAUUGGUCAGUCAUUGUAGUCAAUUUAUUAUUGCAUGAAUCUUCAUAAGUCUGUUUCUUCACACUCAUUUAGUCAAUCCUCACUUGUGACAUGCACCAUUUGCUAUCUUCAUGACAGUGGCAGUCUACUGCAAGUUAACAUUUAUAACCUUUUUCCAUCAUCUAUUGUCAUGUAUCACAUCACUAAGCCACAUAAUUUGCAUAACUUUACUUCCUUUUUGAUUUGACUUUCUGUAUUUGUUUGGAAGAAACAGAGCAUCUACUACCAGCCUAUUAACCUCUCGUACAACUGUUGAGAUUAUGGUCCUUAGUACAUCGACUAUUUGUUUUUUUACUCAGCAUAUUUGGUGUAGAAAGAGUGUUUCUCAGUUUUCAUAAUAUUUUACCCUUGAUAUAACCUUUUAUUUUGUUUUAAGCAAGGAUCAGCAGACUCCACAUGGUAUACUGGCUUGUAGGUAUUAGUAGUGUUACAGCAAGAUUCUGGAUCUUAAUGCAGCCCGUGACACCCUCUUAUAACCAUGUGUCUGUGCAGGUAAGGUGUGGAUCUAGGUGCAAUCAGUCAGAAUAGUUGCAGAGACAUGUCAUGGGCAACUUGCCAUGAUACAUUGCUAAAACUGUGUUAUGUUUCCUGGUGGUGAUUACUUUAUAUGAUUCGAGUUGGUUUCACAGCCGGAUAAGUUGUGUUUGAAUACUGUUGUCACAUUGUUUAUCCAUCUGGGAAUGCAUAUUGAUGCCAUUACUUUAAAGCUGUCACAUGUGUUGUAUGCGUAUGCCAAACUACACCUGUAAUGCUGACACUUUGUUGUGGUCAAUACUCUGCCAUGCUUUAUUCAUAAUUAUCUUCUUGAUAUUUAGAAUGCUAUUGCAUUUUCGUUGCACAGUGAAUGCACUCUCAUUUGGGUCAAGGGUGCUACUUUGUCAGAGUACUCGCUUACAGUAAUCUCACAGGAGACUAAUUAAAUUUAUAUUUUGGCAUUAAAAUCUGCUGCUAUACUUUCUUCAAACCGGGGUAACAAGAGUGCAUGAAUGAGUUAAACUGAAAUUCAAUUAAAUACUCCUGUUGAAAUGCAACAGACAUUAACACACUCCUUGUGAGGUAACUGGUUGUUCCAUUAAAAGCAACUGGUACACUUGCAGUACAGCAAUAGUAAAAGUUAGCAUCUUUGUUCAUGUUUGCCUUAAUCACACUGUAAUGGAGUUACACUUUGUCAUAAUGUAUGCCUGGUUACUGCAGUUUGGUUGAAGACUGAGUCUGGUAUGUCUGAAGAUUAACAGAUUAAUAGGCUUGUCCAUUGAAAGUCUGGUUAUCCAGUCAACCAGUGUACAGAGGGUUUAAUGUUACAAGUAGUGCUGUGCUAUUAACAUGUAGUACUAUGUUUCUCACCCAUUUUAUAUUUUUUUAGUCUACUGUCAUGGAAAAUAGGAACGGUAUGAACGCACAGUCUCGGACACAGGCCACUCGUGGGGAUACACUGCAAAGACGAAGACCUAGAAAUUCACGUCGUCGAAGACUUCUUGACACCGAAACUCAAACAAUGAGUAGUGACAGACAUCAAUUGGCUGCUGUCAUGAACCUCGAGGGAGACGCAGAUUCCCUCAGUUUACAGACCAUUGUUGACAGUCUUUCGCAAGACCAAAUGCGUCAUCUUUUCACUUUGAUAGCAGAAAGGACUCCAUCAAUGCUACGGGAGAUUUUGGUGGAGCAACACAUGUUCAAUGUUGAAAAUACACAGCGGCCAGUACAAAUCCCUCCCCCAUGGUGUGUGUGCCGCUGCUGCAGAGACAUGCCCACUUCGAUUGAACGAGUCUGCUGUGGGAAUGGACCAAAUCACUGUUUGUCACAUAUUUCUGAUAUGAACGUGGUGGUACUUCAUCAGACUGUACUUGCUGUCGCUGACACAUAUAGAAGAGCUAUUUUUGGUAUACCGGUGGACGCAGAUGAAAACCGUCGUUGUCGGCACUCUGCA